CAGUAUUAUAAAACUGUGUGUUAGUUUGUAAUUGUUACUGACAGAGGAAUUCAGCCAUUGUCUGUAAUGAACAAAAUCAAGGAUGAUGGACUGGCUUCAUAAGGUGCUAUCAAUGAUUACAUUUUCCAGAUCUUCAUUUUCAUUGCGACAUUCAAGGUGGCUGUUGAUACCUUCCAAUUCUCCAUAGUUCCUGUCUUGUUGAAGUAGUGAAAUUGUUUCAUCUUCACUCCUGGCCGUUCCUGGCAUCUCCAAGCCUGAAAGCUUGAAACUGUAGCAAGCGAAACAGUUCUGAAUUGUCUUGCUGCUUAUUUGUCGCCAACUAUCAGCGACAAAAAUCACGGCUUUUUGAACACAAAUGCGCGCAAUUGAAGCUGUUUAAAAACUGUUUGCACCAAACACAGUGUAGCGUCCAAGUGCCUCACAAGUAUGCGCGAUGGACGCUAGUUGGAACCUGUUCAGCACCAGUCUCCAGUCCCAAUAAAGCGGCAAAUAAAUGGAGAGAGUCCCACAAUUUUCUCGAUUAGUUUUUGUUCUUUCAGAGUUGUCCCAAAUAAACAGCUGCCUCGAUUAACCGAUAGCCCAAUUAACCGGAAUCCACUGUACUUUGAAAAAUCAUUGCAAACCUGGGUCAUGUCUUGUAAUUGACAGGUUAAAUGCGACAAGCAAAGUGGAUCAUUCAGGAAUAUCAGGCUCUCCUGCAAUAUAAUCGGCAUUGAACUGUGCAUGUCGAUACCCUAAUGGGUUAUAAUUUAUGAAACCAGCACUGGACUGCCGACUGUAGCGUGAUUUAACAAGGGAUAGAUUGCAAGAUAGUAGACGAUACAUCGCAAUUUAUUGUCCUUCUAGGAAGCUAGAAGGGUGAAACAAAAAUAUAUCUCUGCCUGUCUGAAUGAAAGGAACUGGCCAAUAAGUGAAAUCCUGAAAAUUAAUUACAAACAUCAAUUCUCGGCUUAAUAAGUAACACAAUUGUAGUAGAAUGAAUUGAAUAAAAGAGCUCAGCGACGGAGGGGAUAAUAUGAAAUUAAUGGCUAUGUAAAUUACAUCUUGCUCUGCAAAUCCAUCAGAUGGAACUGGCCUUAGAGCAAGGAUCGCAGUGUCAGAGUGCCUGUUAUUUGCUGUAGCUCCAAACCCAUUACCACUCCUCUGGGAUACGCCAGUGAGAUACCAUUGGCAGGCUAUAGAGUGCGACCCCCGCUUGUAAUUUCAGUGAAGGCUCUUCGAAGCGAUGUUCCCAGGAACAGCCCUUUUCAGCUCUUGCUUCUAGUGGCAGCCCGCUUUCAUCGGACUGUCCAGAGGGAGUCCCAGUCCGUGUCCAGCUCCAGCCACACUAGCCUUCGGUUCAGCUUCGGGAAAUAGCAAGCCUGCUUGGAUUUCGUCUGACCUGCAGGAACUGGUUUGGGGAGUGACAGCGCUGGUUGAGAGCCGUAGUGCUGCUUGUUAUACCCACCCCGGUGUCUUACUGUGAAUAAGCGGAUUUCAAACCCUUUGCAGAUUAGACCGGGGUGGGGGGGGGGCAGCUACUGCCUUUCUGUAGCCACCAUGAACCUGGGCAGCCUAAGUUACCUGGUGCUGACAGCAACUACUCUAUACACUGCUGCGCUUAAUCAGCCCACCAGCAGGGAGUAUGAUCCAAUUCCGAGGAUUGCCUUUGCUUACAAUGACACUGCCAGAGUCGUCAGACACUUCUACAAGGAUGGGGUGCAAAACUAUACAAAGCUGUUGCUGGGCGCUGAUGGACAAUCUCUCUAUGUUGGCGCAAGGGAUGCUAUUUUCUCCUUGGAUGUUUCAGAUAUUGCUCCCAACAAGUUCAAGAAUGAGGUGAUUUGGGAAGCCCCACAUCAGAAGAGGAAGGAAUGUCACUUUAAGGGGAAAAGCCUAUCGAGUGACUGCUUCAAUUACAUCAAGAUCCUCCUCCAGCUGAAUAGCACACACGUAUAUGUUUGUGGGACUUAUGCUUUCAGCCCUACUUGUGCCUACAUUCAAAUUGCAGACUUCUCUCUUGCAAAAGGCCCCCGCAGUAACCUUCUCUUGGAGGAUGGAAAAGGUCGAUGUCCCUUUAAUCCCACCUAUAGCUCAACUGCAAUUAUGGUCGAGGAGGAGUUAUACGCAGGAACAGUCAGCAAUUUUCAAGGCAACGAACCGAUCAUUUCUAGAAGUCUGGGAAAUAAACCACCCUUAAAAACAGAGAAUUCUCUUAAUUGGCUUCAGGAUCCAGCAUUUGUGGGCUCGAAGUUUAUCCAGGAGAAUCCUGGGAAGGAUGAUGGAAAAAUCUAUUUCUUCUUCAGUGAAACUGGCAAAGAAUUUGACUUCUUUGAUACCACAAUUGUUUCACGGAUAGCCCGAAUCUGUAAGGGGGAUAUAGGAGGUGAGCGGGUUCUCCAGAAAAGGUGGACAACAUUCCUUAAAGCCCAGCUGUCCUGCUCACUCCCAGAGGACGGAUUCCCAUUUAAUGUUAUCCAGGAUAUGUUUGUUCUGUCUCCAGGAAAAGAAAGUUGGAAAAACACAACCUUCUACGGAGCAUUUACUUCCCAGUGGUAUAAAGGCGGUGCAGCUUCUUCUGCCGUUUGUGCUUUCUCCAUGGCUGAUGUCACGAGAGCCUUUGCUGGAAAGUACAUGGAGGUGAACCGCGAAACACAGCACUGGUAUCCGUACAACCAGAAUCCCCCAGAGCCAAGACCAGGUGCCUGCAUUACAGACAGUGUAAGAGCCAUGAACAUAACUUCUUCAUUCCAAAUGCCAGACAAAGUAUUGAAUUUUGCAAAGGACCAUUUUCUAAUGGAAAAGAGUGUCAAGAGUAAGCCCGUUCUGACGAAGAAGCACGUGAAGUACACCCAGCUCGCUGUGGACAGAGUGCAAGGCACUCAUGGGCAAUAUGAUGUUCUGUUUCUGGGCACAGAUACUGGAAUGUUGCACAAAGCCAUAAAUGUGAAUCACAAGGCCCACAUUAUUGAGGAAAUUGCUCUGUUUGCUGAACCACAACCAGUGCAGAACCUGAUUCUGGAUUCAAAACAGGGCAUGUUAUAUGCAUCUUCAUACACAGGAGUGAUUCAGCUAUCCGUCUCUAACUGCACCAAUUACCAGAGCUGUGGAGAGUGUAUCCUUGCCAGAGACCCGUACUGUGCUUGGGACACAAACAGAUGCAGGGACAUACGAGGACUACAAAUAGACCCACUUUGGAUGCAAGACAUUGAGAACGGCAGGCCAGGACAGCACUGCAGGCAAACAAAUGACUCGUUGAUGGAACCCAGGGGUUUGCGACCACAUCGUGCUCCCCCCUGUAAGCCUGUCAUUGUGCCAUCCAAUAGUUUUAAGGUGCUUCCAUGCAACGUGAAGUCGAACCUCGCGACGAGGAAGUGGGUGCACAACGGGACAGUGGCAGAUGCUGCAUUCAUGAUGCUUCCUGAUGGUGGGAUCAUUGCUACAGCAGAACCUCUGGGUGUAUUCGAGUGCUGGGCCAUUGAAGAAGGCUUCUGGCUACUGGUUGCAAAUUACUGUGUGAGGUUGGAUCUUUCUUCUGAAGCCACAACCUUGCAUGCAUCCAGAAAGUCUAUUGCAGUACUUAAUAAAGGGUCUGGAUUGCAAGAGAACGGGAUCAUAAUAAACCCUAUCAGCAGGGAGAGCCGGUUUUCGCAGCACACCAAUGGGAAGAACUACUGGACUGAGUUUGUGACUGUAAGUGUGGUCUUCGGAAUAACGGUGGCUGUCUCGAUUCUGGUGUUUUUAUACCAGAACAGAGAUCGAGUGAAGUCAUUGAUUAAGGAUGGUGAGUGUUCAAGUAUACCGCAGAAGAAACAGAGGAAAAUUGAGAUCCAGCAUGAAAGCUUCCCCCUAAAUGGAAACCCAGUACAAGUAGCAGCAUCUGAGCAUCACAAAGGUUACCAAAGCCUGAAUGACAAACAUAUCUGCAGUACCCCAGUGCUGGAAAACACUCUUAGUGCCAAGGACUCUGGGUAUACCCAGUCACCAAGCAACCAAACCAACCAAAAAAACUUGUACGUGGAGAUUUCGGCGCAUUGCCUGCAGCCCCGGGUGAGGAUUGGCCCCGAAAUCAAAGACUCAGUGGUGUGAGACAUCAAAGGAUGGAGUGAGGUAGCACUUGUGCCAACGUGGCCUUGGGAAAAGGGACCAACCACACAGAAUUGGAAAGCAUAAGGCUUGGCAGCUUCAAAGUCUGAAACCUCUGUAUUGUGCCAUUUUGUCUACCCCUUCAGUAUGUAAACGACAUGCAUGGAUGGUUAUCGGUGUGUCAGUCACGCUUUAGUAAAUGUGUGUCCGUUAUCAUCAGCCAAACCGCAUGAAGCAGCGCAUGAAUUACAACUUUCCCAAUUUGAUUUGCAAGUAUGGGCUCAAGGUUCAUGACAUUUUUAUGGUGAGGUGGAGAGUCUUUUCUGGGUGCAAAUGAGAGUGCCCUGUGUCAAAUGGACUGGAGCUUGCAUUGAGAGCAACAGGAGUUGCUGGAAGUAGAUAUGUAGUUUGUGGUUUGAGACACAACCAAACAUCACAUAAAGUUAUUUUACUGCAAUUAUUGGGCACUAUGUUGACUGUUUCAUUCAGUGUAUCCUCUGACGAACUUGUAAAUGCAGGAAGUCUGCCUAAAACCCUUUCCCUUUAUGUGAAAUACACAGACUGAUGACUGAUGAAAAUUAUCAUGUAGCAUGCAGAACUAGAAUACAUUUCUCUGUUUCGUACCAACUUGCAGGUGGAGGAGAAAUUUGACAAAAAUAAUGUGGUUUCAAAAAAAGGUCAAUUGAAGAUUCUACUUGUGAUUCCUUUGAAAUAUGACAGCAUUUUUUAAUUGUUGAAAAAGGAACUGAGAUAAAGGACUAGUUGUAAUGCGGUACAUUCUCACUUUUGUAGGCUAAUACAGCAGUUGGUGGGCACGCAUGUAUUUGGCUAAGUAAGCUGUGGUAUAUGAAUGGGCCAUGUAUAUGUAGUGUGUUCACAUACCUUUUAGAAUGGGUAUAUUGCUGAUAGCUAACAAUCUUGCCUGAUGGCAACUUGGGUUCUUAGCUAAGCCAGUAAAAUCAUAAUGGUUCGUGAAUGUGAAGCAUUUUGAUCUGUCCAUCAUGUUGAAAAGACAAAUGUGUCCUUCAGCUGAGGAUACGUUGGGAAGGUUCUUUGGCUUCUCCGGGCAGUUUACAUUUUUAUAAGAUCUUGAAUGUAGAAAAAGUCCAAAAACAUUUCAGAAUGCAGAAGCUUAACAAUGGAGGCGGAAGUGGCAGUCGAGGACUUAUUUAACUAGAUGGGCACUUGAUCCAUUGCGGACCGUAAGCACGAGACUCCUUCCCUAGGUGUAUCAGUCAGUAUAAAUGUGAAAUGUUAAUGUGGUUAAAAAUAGAGAUGGGAAAGAUUUUCUGGAAGACAGAAAGUUAAAACUUUCCUGCUAAGUAGAGACCAGAGGUAUUCCAUUUUUAAAUAGCUGAGCAUGUAGCCCUAAUAAAGAACAAAAGUUAGAUCCUGAGGCAGUUUGUUAAGGUCCUAACAUUUCAUCGGCGAAGGCUAUUGCAUUGAAAUUGGCCUUUGUGCAUUUUUUUUGGGUGCUAAAUAGGAGCUUAAACUAAAUCGGAGCCUGCAAAGAAAAGGUGAAUUGGGGACUUCUUUGUUUUAAGAAACAAUCAUUGUGGUUUUCCCCCUUUUAAGAACUUUGAAAAUCAACGUAAAUAUCGCAGUAGCUGCGUCUCAGCAGACAUUUUAUGGGCUGUUGAGGUAGGUCAGCAGUUUUGAAAAGAUGACUAUGUUAUAAAGUAUAAGAAAAGAUUGUGGAAGACAGGGACUAAGAGGGAUUACUUCAGAGUAGGGAGAGAGAGUGAAGAUUGGUCUUUCCAAUGUAACUCAUCCCUCCCUCUAUGAAAUGGACCCCCACUUAUACUGAGUAGUCCUCCUCCCUUUCUACCAGCAGUGGGUUCAUUCCACAGAUUGGAAUUCCUCAAGUCGAUCAACUUGCCAGCUCCUUACUUCACCACUCCCCCCCUCCCGGUUUCACCUAUCACCUGCCACCUUGUACUACUUCCUCCACCCCCCCCCCCCCCACCUUCUUAGGACUCCUUUCCAAUCCUGAUGAAGGGUCUCGGCGCAAAAAGUUUACUCCUUUCAAUAGAUGCUGCCUGGCCUCCUGAGUUCCUCCAGCAAUUCAUGGGUGUUGUUCCACGGACUGAGGUUUUUAUGACUUGCAGUUAGCAAUUCACAGAGCCCUGAAUCUGAACAAAGCUAUAGAAUGCUUUUUGCAUAGAAAAAUCAUUAAUUGCAUGAAUGAGUAUUAAUUCUUCAUUCAGUAUAAUUUGUAAAAUAUGAUUUUUUGAUCUAAUUUCUGUCCUCAAGUAAUUAAAAUGAAGUAAUGUAUGAGAAAUAUGACAGGGAAACAAAACCUGUGUUAAGAUGAAUAACAUAAAAUUACACAACAUCAGUCUUAGCCAAUGAAAUAAUGCCUGGAGAAGGUCCCUAUUUCCCAGUGGAUGGGACUUCAACAAAAAGUGGGCCCAAACAAGUCAACAUCUGCAUAAGGUACUUCUGCAUAAUUUAUGCUGAAAGAAGAGCAUUUGGGUCCGAUUUCUAAGGAUGUCAUUAAGUACAUAAUGAAAAAGCCCAAUUACUUUAUAUUUCCUUUUAGAACAAACUUUGUAUGGGAUUUAACUUUACAUAAACACCAAUUCCAUUUUCACCCUCCCCAAGUUCCCAUCAAUUUCUCCCCAGAUUCACCACUAACACUUCACUCACCCGUGCAAAAGGAACAAUUAUAAAUGGCCAUUUAACCUACCAAAUCCCAUGUGUUUGGCAUGUGGGAUGAAACCAGAAUAAUCAGAGGAAGGCGAACCAGUCACAGGGAGAACAUGUGACUCCAUACAGUCAGUACCAGAGCUAGUAAACACUGCCCUCCAUAUAUUGGUUGUCCAUCUUAUCCAAUAAUGACAGGAAGCUGAGGUAGAGUUGUUAAAGUGGAAAAGCGAUUGUACUGGUGCAGUUCCACUCUCAACCUCGGAAGUCCGAAUGCAGUGAAACGAGCAGCCUUCACAUGUAAUAGGUUUUUAUAAGUACAACUGUUCCUGUCAGGGAGGUACAUGCAAGUAUCUGUUCGGCUUCUCAGAAGUAAUCCCAUGAGAAGGUAAUUAACAGCGCAUAAUAAUCAUUCUCCAGCUUUCAUCUCUUUCCUGAUAUUACACUUAGAGUCACAAUUUCUGCUUUCAUGGUAAUUAACCUGAUUUCUCAUGCAAGUGUUUUCACAGUUCACAUAUUCAGGCAGAGAUGCAUAAAUAACAAUGUAACUGGUGUGCAAAAUAUGAAAAAUAUGUCUUUUAUAAAUUUGGUUUGAUUUUACCCAGUUUCACAUUUAUUGAAAAUUAUUAAGUUGUGAAGCCAGAAUUAUAAAGUGCAAAGGAUGGCCCUGUAUGUAAAGGGACAUUCCUUUAUGGGUCAUAUUUAAAACUGUGGUAUGAAGCCUGUUGCUUGCUUAUGUAGAAGAGAUGAUAACAUGUUAUCCUAUCGAUGGCAUAAUGUAACUUCCAAAACAAUUUAAAGCACAGAUAUGUAACGAUAGGAACAGACCAUUCAGCCUCUCAAGUCUGUUCUGUUUGUUAGCUAGACAAUACAUACCUUCACUGCCUCUACUUUCUUAGGUCAGCGGGUCUGCGCCAGUAGGUAAUGACUCCACAAGCCUUCUUUCCUUUUUCUCUCCCUUAAGAAGCAUGAGACAAAUUUCCUUUUAAUCCCUUCCUCCUGCUUCAUCUUCCCUUGUCCUGCACCCCCCCCCCCAUUGCCAUUGCUUUCAUAUUUCUCAACCGCCUCCUUUUGCCCUUCCCCCAUCCACUCCAGCUGACCCCGAUAAUCCGAUGUUUCAAAUUUGGUUGCCGCUAACUUCCAGGAUGGAGAGCCGUCUCAUCAUUUCCUCCCAAGAGCAAUUUGUGAAAUGUGAAAAGCACAUCAAAAAGGCAUCUGAAUUUUAACUGACAGAUUCUAUUACCACUGUGGCACAGACCUCCACUUGAGAACAAAGUCUGAUCUGAGUGUCUUUUAACUCAGCGAGCAUGCAGUGUUCCAUAUUACUGCUUUUUUAGUGAAUAUUUUGGGAAGAUAAUUUUUUUUAAAACAAAUGUAACAGCAUUAUAAGUUGCUAAUUAAAGUAUAAUUUUAUGAGAGAACUCGAGCAAAGUUUUACAAAGGCUCAAUUGUAAUAAUUCCUGAUAUUUAUGCUAUAACGCUCUAUAUGGUAUUAAUCAAUUAGACAUCAACCACCAAACUCCAACUGGUAACUGUUGUUUUCUGAUUUCCUAUGCACUAUGUACAAGAUCUUUCUGUUGGGUACCAGUGGCUGCACAAUGCCAUUUAAGUUUUGGGCUUUUGCACAUAUGCUGUAAAUAUUGUAUUGAUUGUGUUUGUGUAUUUUCUGUAAAUUGUGAUAAAGAUGUUUCCCAUCAUCCCUCCACCUUUGCGGACAGAUUUCUUAAACUAUUAAGUUUACAAACGUUCAUUUGCCUUUUGUAAAUUGCUGACGUAGUGUAAGAAUUCCAACUAAGAGUUGUCUUAGCAUUUGGCAUUUUCAUUGUGUUAGGUGUAGGCUUGGCAGUCUUAAUUAAUGAAAGCUGAUGAAAUCAAUCUAAAUAGCUCUUUGCUCUUGUGUGUCUGUUUUUACAAUUAAAUACUAUCAGUAAGGAAUGACCAAACGUGAAAUGUAUUUUCAGAUGUUAUUUUUCUGAAGUUUUCUACAGUUGGGCUGAAGAUAUCAUUGUCCUUUAUACUUGUGAAGCCUCCAGUGGCUAAUUUUAAAUUGAAAAACAUUUUUAGUAUCGAGUACUACAAAGUGACUGUUAUGAUAGUAUUUGUUAACCAUGGUUUAAGAAGGGAAAUAAUUAGUUUAAUUUGCUGAGGAUGUAUUUAGAGAUAAACAGAUUGAUUAAGAACACUAAAGAACAUUGAUAUGGGACAUGUUGCAAAGCAUUCCAACCUAAACAAUUACCUGUAAUAGGUAAGGUUACUUCAAAGAUAAUCCAUUGGUCAUAAAGCACUUUGAGAUCUCCUGUGAACUUUAUAAGAUGGUGUAUAAAUGUAGCUUCUUAAAAAAGCAUUAUUUCAGUAUGGUAUACCAAAGUUACUUGUUAUUAAUAAUAAUGUGACCAAUGUGUACAUAUUCGCAACCUUGGAUUCAGGUGAUUAGGGUGUUCUAAUUAUUGAACAAUAUUAACACUGACAGUUACAAUUAUCUUAAUAGGAACCACUCAACUAGUCCACGGGAUUGCGCUGGGGGUUUAGGCCAGUGCUUGAACGUGGAUUAUGUGUGAAUCCUCCUGAAUGAAUCGUCUUACUGUUUGUAAAAUGGAAAUAUAAACAAAUAGAUGAAAUUUGUCUUUUUAAAGCAUCUGGUACAAAUGACAGUCGACACUUCUGGAGUCUCUAUCAAAUCACGUUGUCAGGGCUGCCAAGCCUUCUAGAUAGCACUAAAGCAAAAAUUGUGCUUGUUUAGUGUUUUGUAUGUUAAUCUUGUAACUGUAUUGUAUUAUUAAAAAAGCACUUUAUUUCCUUUUAUUUGUAAUAAAACAAUAAAAAUGCUGUAUUUUGGUACUGA
Molecule: messenger RNA, 9553 nt
Organism: Hypanus sabinus (Atlantic stingray)
Lineage: Eukaryota; Metazoa; Chordata; Chondrichthyes; Myliobatiformes; Dasyatidae
Gene: sema4ba
Product: sema domain, immunoglobulin domain (Ig), transmembrane domain (TM) and short cytoplasmic domain, (semaphorin) 4Ba
Exons: 15
Coding region: 1540-4068 (842 amino acids)
Biological process (GO): axon guidance; semaphorin-plexin signaling pathway; negative chemotaxis
Molecular function (GO): semaphorin receptor binding; chemorepellent activity
Source: RefSeq, a predicted model, not a curated record